AUGAAACAACACAUUGAAGGGAUAGGUGAUGAGUUGAAGGAAUAUGCAUUUCAAGUAUUUGGUUUAGAAGUGUAUUACUCUUUGUUACUGUUAACCAAGUUCUAUUAUAUUAAAAGCCUUUUUUUUUCUCAGGGACUAUGUUGCCUGUUUAUUCCUAAAAUAGGGGUGAUUCUUUUCAUUGUGUUUUACACAUUAGGCAACAUAUGCUCAUUAGUCAGCACCAUGUUUCUGAUGGGGCCAGUGAAACAGCAGAAACGGAUGUGUGACAAGACCAGAGCCUUUGCUACAGUUGUUAUGCUAACAUGUCUGGUUCUCACACUCUGUGCAGCAUUUUGGUGGAAAAUUUUUGCACUUACUUUGCUGUUUGUCAUUCUGCAAGUCCUUGCAUUUGCGUGGUAUAGCUUGUCAUACAUUCCUUUCGCAAGAGAUGCCGUCCUGAAGUUUUUCUCCAUGCUGUGCACCACAUGUGUGAAAUGAAAAGCUGAGGUUUUGCCUUUCAUCACCCCAGGAAAUUUCUGCUCAAGUAUUUGGUGAUUUCGGGAUCCACAAAUGAUCAUUGACAAAAUGGCACAAUGGGACAUUGCUGUAAUGGCUAGUUGAAAAAAGUGAAAGUCGUGACAUUUUGCAAAGUAUGGUAACCCAUACUUGGAAUUGGUGCUCUGCAUUUAACCCAUCCAAGUGCA
This is a messenger RNA of Cyprinus carpio (common carp), 683 nucleotides long. RefSeq names its product vesicle transport protein SFT2A-like. The record is from RefSeq and is a predicted model, not a curated record. Gene Ontology annotation, biological process: vesicle-mediated transport. NCBI's taxonomy places the organism in Eukaryota, Metazoa, Chordata, Actinopteri, Cypriniformes, Cyprinidae. Gene Ontology annotation, cellular component: membrane.